Amborella trichopoda is the source of this 3191-nucleotide messenger RNA. RefSeq names its product GRAS family transcription factor. The record is from RefSeq and is a predicted model, not a curated record. Lineage: Eukaryota; Viridiplantae; Streptophyta; Magnoliopsida; Amborellales; Amborellaceae.
AAAAGGAGCUCAUCUCUCCACACUUUUAGAGAAAGAAAGAAGAGAGAGAAAGCGUUGUGCUCCUCAUCCUUCAUCCUCUCUUCGCUUCUUAUUCACCCAGGUACGCUUUCUCUCUCAUCGUCCAUAUUCCUCUAUCUCUAUCUGUCACUUUAUCUCUCUCUAUGUCUCUCCAGUGAUAUCUCAAACUGUUCUCUCUCUUUUUCUCCUUUAGCGCCUAGCAUCACAGAGUUGGGUUUGUACCCUGUUUCUGGAUUCUUGAUAUAAGCUCCAGGUACCGAUGAUUAUGGAUCCUGAUCUCAUAAACUUUUCAAACAUAUUGAGUGGGUUCAAAGUAGAUGGGUCUCUUGCAAAUGAAAAUGUCAUGGAUCUCCCUCUCCUUUCACCUGAACCCCAUGUCACUUCUCAGUCCAUCUCUAGCGUUGAUGGAGAAUCACCAGAGGACUCUGAGUUUUUCUCUGAUAUAGUCUUGAAUUACAUAAGUGACAUGCUCAUGGAAGAAAACAUCGAAGAAAAGCCUUGUAUGUAUCAGGAGGGCUUGUCUUUUCAAGCCACUGUAAAACCCUUCUAUGAUAUACUAGGAGAGAAAUACCCACCUUCUCCUGAUCAACCCCCUCUAUACCCUGAUUUAGAAAGCCCUGAAUAUGCCAGUGCAAACACUGAAGAGAACAGUAAUAGUGAUACUAGAAUCAGGAGUGUUACCAGUGAAGAUGCCACAAAUUCUAUUUGGGAUUCCCCAGAUUAUUUCCAUUCUGAUAAUAGCCUCAAAACUCAUUUGCCACUUAGGUUGCCUGUUGAUUGUAAUUCUCAAGUGUCUUUCACUUCAUCAAGUAGUGGGAGUAGCGGUACUAGAGAUGGAUUGGAUGAAUCUCCGAUUUAUAACAUCACUGUCCCUGAAGUACCAAAUGAAACCCACCGCUUUUGGCAAGUUAAUAGAGGAGUUGAGGAUGUGAAGAAGCUCCUUCCUAAGGGGGGAAGCCUGGUUUUUGGCCCGGAGAGUAAUGGAUUUGGUUUCUAUGCCUCUAAUGUCAAUAUAAAGGUUGAGAAUGAAGAGAACGAUUAUCGAAAGAAGGAAGAGAGAGAUGACAACAAGAGGAGGCAAAAGAACCCUCACAAUAGGGAUGAUUUAGGAUUGGAAGAGGGGAGGAGUAACAAGCAAUCUGCCAUUUAUUUGGAGAGGGAUGUAAGGUCUGAGACCUUCGAUAAUGUCUUGCUUUGUGGAGGAGGCAAAGGCCGGCCGUUUUCACUCUUCCAAGAAGAAGCCUUACAUGAUGGGGUGGCAAAGCUGACUCUGAACGGGACCCCAAAAGGAUCCAAUAGCUCAAAAUCUCGGAGCAAGAAACAAAGUAACAAGAAAGAGGUGGUGGAUCUCCGAUCCCUUCUAAUUCACUGUGCUGAAGCUGUGGCUACUGACGAUCGAAGAAGUAUUAAUGAACUCUUAAAGCAAAUUAGGCAACACUCCACUCCCUAUGGUGAUGGAUGCCAACGCUUAGCUCAAUGCUUUGCUGAUGGAUUAGAGGCACGCCUAUAUGGGACCGGUAGCCAAAUAUUCCAUGCGACUUCUAUCUUCAACAAGAGGACCACAGCUGCCGAUGUAUUGAAAGCUUAUCAUCUCUAUGUAGCUGCCUGCCCGUUUAAGAAAAUCUCGCAUUAUUUUGCGAACCAAACUAUCAUGGAUGUGGCUGAAAAUGCUUCGAGCCUUCACAUAGUAGACUUUGGGAUCUUUUAUGGGUUUCAAUGGCCAUGCCUAAUCCAACGGCUCUCUACAAGGCCUGGUGGGCCUCCGAGGCUCCGGAUCACUGGGAUCGAUUUCCCACUACCUGGGUUUCGGCCCCAAGAGAGGGUGGAUGAGACAGGCAAGAGAUUAGCAGAUUAUGCAAAGUCUUUCAAUGUUCCAUUUCAGUAUAAUUCCAUAGCUUGCAAGUGGGAGAACAUAAGGAUCGAGGACCUUAAGCUUGAUAAAGACGAUGUGCUUGUCGUGAAUUGUCUUUUCAGGCUUAGGAAUUUGGUAGAUGAGACAGUGGUGGUGGAUAGCCCAAGGAAUAUAAUGCUUAACACUAUCAGGAAGAUGAACCCAAAUGUUUUUAUCCAUGCCACUAUUAAUGGGGCAUACAGUGCCCCUUUCUUUGUCACUCGCUUUCGAGAGGCGUUCUUCCACUACUCAGCAUUGUUUGAUAUGCUCGAGGCGAAUGUGGCCAGGGAGCAUCCUCAAAGGAUACUUAUAGAGAGAGAAAUAUUUGGAAAAGAGAUUUUGAAUGUGAUUGCUUGUGAAGGGGUGGAGAGGGUCGAGAGGCCUGAGACUUAUAAACAAUGGCAGGUUAGGACACAGAGGGCUGGUUUCGUUCAAUUACGAUUGAAUCGGGAGAUCGUGAAGAGAGCGAGGGACCGGGUCCAGAUGCACUAUCACAAGGAUUAUGUAGUUGAUGAAGAUGGACAAUGGAUGCUGUUGGGAUGGAAGGGGAGGAUCAUCCAUGCUUUAAGCACAUGGAGACCUCAUGCGAGAGAAAUGUAUUAAAUUAUGCAUAGGUGAUACUUGUUUGCUAGGAGCUCAUACUGGGGGUGGUCUUUUCUCUCCCCUAGAAGUGACACCUCUUUAGGGGUUCCAAUCCCCUUGAUCUAAAUGAGAACUGCCUGUGCUUAUGCUCUCCCUGUUAAUGACCGGCAGCUACAAUACAUGCUUUUCUGCACUUUUGGGCUGCAUGCAUGUUGGAUUGUGUUCGACGAGGAGUUCGCUAAUCCUAGGAACCCCAAUUGGUUGGCCCCUUCAUGACAAAGCAUUUGACAUGGUAUGCAUCGUUUUUGAAAUGGAAGCACCUCUUUCUCUCUCUCUCUUUCUCACAGCUACAUCUGGAUAUGAGCUAGUUCUAAGGAAGACAUGGUCAUGCAAUUCAUAGGAAACGCUUGAAUGUGGUGACAGAUGGAUGCUCGUGAUCAUGGCUCCGAUUCUUCUGAUACUGAUUUUACGGCAAUUCUCUUAAGAAGUCUCUUUUGUCUUCUAGGAAGUGUAGGCAUUAUCUUAGACUGUAAAUGAUCAGGAAUUUCAGAUUUUAAUGGUUGAUUGUUAGAGUCCACUUAUUGGCUAACCACAUGUUGUACUAGCCUAUUUAUAAUUCAAAGUAUUUUGUUAGCCGCCGAGCAUGAGAAUCUCUUUGCUUCUCUUUAGUGUUUUUGCUAAAUGGAAUAAUAGUCUUUCA